Messenger RNA from Trichechus manatus latirostris (Florida manatee), 351 nucleotides. RefSeq names its product chromosome unknown C20orf202 homolog (gene CUNH20orf202). The transcript has 3 exons. The record is from RefSeq and is a predicted model, not a curated record. Lineage: Eukaryota; Metazoa; Chordata; Mammalia; Sirenia; Trichechidae.
AUGGGCAUCCCCAGAAGCAAGGGAACCCGGGAAAAGUGAAAGGUCCGUCAGGCCCACGCCCAGGUCAGUGUCAAGGUGUCUCCCAAGGACUCUGGGAUGGAAAUAGCAGAAGAGCCCUCUGAAAUGCAGGUCCAAGACCAGAGACUCCUGCUCACGCUGAGGCAUCUCCAGAGUAUCCUGGAGGAGCUGCGCGCUGAGAGUGCCCACUGGGAGGAUGCCAGGUCCAGUGGAGGGUCCUCCCCUAUCAGAGCUCGAGCAGGCUCUGAAGGCAGGGGCCACCAGCCUCUCUCCUUGAGAGGGCUGGCCCACCUCCUCCGAGGAGAAGACAGCAGACGAAGCUCCCUUCCUUAA